AUGACAUUUGAUCUUUAUUUAGGUCGGCGUGUAGCUGCAUUUGGUUAUCAUGCGGGAUUCGCUGGUACUGCUUUAGGCUUUGAUGUUUGGGCUCAACAACAAAUUCACCCCGGACAAAAGUAUCCAUCGGUUGAGCAUUUUCCUAAUGAGAAUGAUUUGAUCACUUAUAUAAAAGAUCGAUUGAAUAAAGCAAGUGAGUUAUUAUAUCCAUUACUUCCCAUUAAAGGAUACACACCACGUAUCAUGGUCGUGGGUGCUCUUGGUAGAUGUGGUAAGGGAGCAACAGAAUUUGCACGCAAAGUCGAUAUUCCUGAAGAAAAUAUUAUUAAAUGGGAUAUUGAAGAAACAAAAAAAGGAGGUCCAUUUCCGGAAAUUCUUGAAGCAGACAUUUUUGUAAAUUGUAUUUAUCUUAGUCAAAAAAUACCACCAUUUCUCACUAAAGAAAUGUUGGAUUCGCCAAGAAGACUUUCUGUGAUCGUUGAUGUAAGUUGCGAUAAUACCAAUCCUAACAAUCCGAUCCCAGUUUAUACCGGUAAUACUACUUUUGGUAAUCCGACCAUUGCGGUGGAAACUAAGUAUGUUUGCCUUACAUUGCUCAAUAUUAUUGUAGAAAACAUUCUAAAUUCUUUAUUGUGUUCUACAAGAAAUACACAUCCUCUAGAUGUUAUUUCAAUCGACCAUCUACCAACUUUAUUGCCUAGAGAAAGUAGCGAACAGUUUACAACAGAUUUACUUCCUAGUUUACUUGAAUUAACUAACCGUGAUACUGCUAGAGUAUGGGUUGAUGUUGAGAAGUUAUUUAGGCAAAAAGCUUCUUUAAUAGACUCCUAA
This is a messenger RNA of Racocetra fulgida, 831 nucleotides long. Lineage: Eukaryota; Fungi; Glomeromycota; Glomeromycetes; Diversisporales; Gigasporaceae. The record is from the annotation of a GenBank genome assembly.